AUGAGGCCUAUUUCAUCAUCAAUCAAAUACUUUACGAAUUCUCCUCAGAUGAUACUGAUUCCCGCAGUGGGAAAUGCUACGAGUAAAGAGGCAAGAAGGAAAGAGUUUCUCUCCGGUAAGGCCAGGGAUCUCUACGUCGAAGGCUACAAGAAGGCUCUCCAAACAAAGUACACUAACAUCACAAGCAAUGUUCCAACAAUACCACACACGCUCAAGACCUCGCUUAACCCAGCUUUGUCUCGCCUGAACCCGAUCAUCCUAGGUGAGAUUACGGAUGCGAUUCGAACGGAAUUUCCUCAGUCUGCGAAUUGGUCGGAAGUUAGGAUCAGUAGCAAAUUGGUUCGCAUAGUCGCCAAAACAUCGGGCCGAAUCUUCGUUGGGCCCGAUCUCUGUAGAGACGAAGUUUAUCUCGAUGCCGCCGUCAAUUACACUCUUGACAUGACAGCUGCUAUCCAAGCUGUGGGGUUCAUCUCGCCUUGGCUACGACCAUUUUUGGCCUUGCGAGCGCCACAGGUCAAGAAAUUGCACCAUCGCUUCCAGCAAGCAGACGAUUUCCUUCGGCCGGUGGUAACAGCUCGCCGUCAGGCUGCACACAAUGAUCUGGAUGAGAAGAAAAAACCAGACGAUAUGUUGCAAUGGCUGAUGGACUCUCAGGAUAAGUUUGGUCAACAGAGUGACCGCGCGAUCUCCAAAUAUCAGUUGAGCUUGACCUUUGCUGCGAUUCAUACGACAACGGCAGCACUGACUAACGCUUUCUACAACCUUGUGGCAAUACCAAAUUUGGUAUCGACCCUGCGGGAAGAAGUCGAAGAGAUUCUUGCCAGCACACACGGCAUGAUCACCGCUACCGCAGUACAAAGAAUGGUGAAGUUGGACAGCUUUUUGAAGGAAAUUAUGAGAUACUACCCUCAAAGUGCCAUCGUUCCUGCGGGUGUCAUUCUCGAAGUUCCAUCUCAUGCGAUCAACUAUGAUGAGACUAUACACACAAAUCCCGAGACUUUCGACGCAUUUAGGUUUUACAAAAUUCGAAUGGAGAAGGAGGCCGCAUUGAGAGGCAAGAUGUCUUCUGAGGAGGCAUUUACGGAGGCGGCAACAAGCAACCAAUUCGCUAGUGUUGGCGACACAAGUCUGGCGUUCGGAUAUGGAAGGAAUGCUUGCCCGGGAAGGUUCUUUGCGGCGAACGAGAUGAAGAUGAUUCUCGCGACCACUCUGUUGAAGUACGACUUGAAGAUGCCUGAUGGUUGCCCCGAGAGAUACAAGAACCUCAGCUUCGGAUCACAGUCGGUUCCCGAUCCUGCCAAGAGCAUCAUGAUGAAGUUGCGAAAAUAG
Molecule: messenger RNA, 1329 nt
Organism: Diaporthe amygdali
Lineage: Eukaryota; Fungi; Ascomycota; Sordariomycetes; Diaporthales; Diaporthaceae
Product: Cytochrome P450 monooxygenase ATR2
Exons: 7
Coding region: 1-1329 (442 amino acids)
Molecular function (GO): heme binding; iron ion binding; oxidoreductase activity, acting on paired donors, with incorporation or reduction of molecular oxygen
Source: RefSeq, a predicted model, not a curated record